Molecule: messenger RNA, 252 nt
Organism: Aspergillus viridinutans
Lineage: Eukaryota; Fungi; Ascomycota; Eurotiomycetes; Eurotiales; Aspergillaceae
Exons: 2
Coding region: 1-252 (83 amino acids)
Source: RefSeq, a predicted model, not a curated record
AUGGAGUGGAACACACCGUCACCAAAGAUGAUGGAGUCUUCCACAUACCCGCUGGCACGCGAAACUCUCGUCUUCUCCGUCUGGCUGGAUCCCUGCAAGGAUAAGGACUAUAUCCUUGAUGUGAACUUCCUGCGCAACCUUUCAGGCUACCUCAAUGAUUGCCUCAAGGCCGGCCUGAAGCCGUCCGUUCUCCAGAUCAUUCUGUUCACAGAAAACACAUCCUCCCUCCUGUGCCCGCCGUUCCUGAAUUAG